Messenger RNA from Corylus avellana, 2107 nucleotides. Its product is annotated as anthranilate synthase alpha subunit 2, chloroplastic. Gene Ontology annotation, biological process: L-tryptophan biosynthetic process. Gene Ontology annotation, molecular function: anthranilate synthase activity. Lineage: Eukaryota; Viridiplantae; Streptophyta; Magnoliopsida; Fagales; Betulaceae. The record is from RefSeq and is a predicted model, not a curated record.
UUCUGGUCCAAAUUCCAAUACUCUGUUUUUGUGUUACUUUUGUUUGUGUGCGUUUUCUUGUUGAAUCACGGUUUACUGCUUCACACUCUCUCUGUCAAAUGCUGACUAUGGAAACCCUAGCCCUCACGCCCCGUCAACUUCCGUCAACUCUCCGAUUUGCUGCUCCAUUGUCCGUUAACUUUAGCGGGAGAAUCUCAUGCUCAAGGCCAAGCUCCGUCACCCUACUCGGCUCGGGCUCGCGUGCCCGUGCACUCAGAUGCUCGGCUCAGUGUCCUCCGUCAUUUGUUGAAAAUUCAGAAGAGUUUUUUGAAGCUUCCAAGAAGGGGAAUUUGAUUCCUCUAUACCGAUGCAUAUUCUCUGAUCACCUAACUCCGGUGCUUGCAUACCGGUGUUUGGUGAAGGAAGAUGAUAGAGAUGCUCCAAGCUUUCUGUUUGAAUCGGUUGAGCCUGGUUUGGGGGGUUCCAGUAUUGGACGGUAUAGUUUUGUUGGAGCUCAGCCGACAAUAGAAAUUGUGGCCAAAGAGAAUAUGGUUACAAUUAUGGACCAUGAGGAAGGGCGUAGGACAGAGGAGAUUGUGGAUGAUCCAAUGACGGUUCCUCGAAGAAUCAUGGAGGGAUGGAGACCCCAACUUGUCGAUGGACUUCCAGAAGCGUUUUGUGGUGGAUGGGUUGGUUACUUCUCAUAUGAUACUGUGCGCUAUGUGGAGAGCAAAAAGUUGCCAUUCUCUAGUGCCCCACCUGAUGACAGGAACCUUCCUGAUGUUCAUCUUGGCCUUUACGAUAAUGUGAUUGUGUUUGAUCAUGUGGAGAAGAAAGCAUAUGUGAUUCAUUGGGUGCGGAUGGAUCAAUAUUCUUCUGCUGAAGAGGCCUUCAAUGAUGGCAUAAAGCGUCUGGAUGCUUUAGUAUCUAGAGUACAUGAUAUAGUUCCCCCAAAGCUUCCUGCUGGUUCAAUAGAGUUAUGCACUAAUCUCCUUGGUCCUAAAUUGGAAAUGUCAAGCAUGACAAGUGAGGAGUACAAAGAAGCAGUAUUGCAGUCUAAAGAACAUAUUUUGGCUGGUGAUAUAUUUCAGAUUGUAUUGAGUCAGCGUUUUGAACGAAGAACAUUUGCGGAUCCAUUUGAAGUCUAUCGAGCUUUGAGAAUCGUCAAUCCUAGUCCGUACAUGACCUAUUUACAGGCUAGAGGGUCUAUCUUGGUUGCGUCAAGUCCAGAAAUUCUUACACGUGUGAAGAAGAGAAAGAUCACUAAUCGACCACUUGCUGGUACGGUUAGAAGAGGGAAGACACCUAAAGAAGAUUUAAUGCUCGAAAAAGAGCUUUUAAAUGAUGAAAAGCAAUGUGCAGAGCACAUUAUGCUAGUUGACUUGGGGAGGAAUGAUGUUGGAAAGGUCUCCAAACCUGGUUCUGUUAAGGUUGAAAAGCUCAUGAACAUCGAGCGGUAUUCCCAUGUUAUGCACAUCAGCUCAACUGUCACUGGAGAGUUACUUGACCAUUUAACUAGUUGGGAUGCUCUGCGUGCUGCCUUACCUGUUGGGACUGUUAGUGGAGCACCAAAGGUAAAAGCAAUGGAGUUAAUAGAUCAACUGGAAGUCACAAGACGCGGGCCGUAUAGCGGUGGAUUUGGAGGCAUUUCAUUUUCUGGAGAUAUGGACAUUGCCCUCGCUUUGCGAACCAUAAUUUUCCCCACUAAUGCUCGUUUUGACAUGAUGUUCUCAUACAAAGAUGAAAACAAGCGCCGAGAAUGGGCUGCUCAUAUUCAAGCUGGGGCUGGAAUUGUGGCUGACAGUGAUCCUGGUGAUGAGCAGAGAGAAUGUGAGAAUAAAGCUGCUGCACUUGUCCGUGCCAUUGAUCUUGCAGAGUCUUCAUUUGUGGAGAAAUGAGUGAGAUUUUAUCCAUUUAUAAAUUUUUUGUUUUUUUCAUCCAUAGCUCCAUUUUUAGCCUGAAGGAUGAAUGGAGCUCCUUAAUAUGUAAAUGGUGGGAGCUUAUGUUUUUGGUGUAGUUAAAUUUCAUUCUUUCCCUAGUGGUUUGAUGAUUGGUUAACCUGCCUGUAUUGGGUGCAAGUUUUGGAAAAAAUGUUAAAAGGACUUUGCCAAUUAAGUUGGUACACCCA